AUGACAAUAAAUAUCAUUAAAGAUAAAGUGUUGGAAUUACAAACUAUACCGUUAGACCGUCAAUUAAGAAAUAUUAAAACUUAUAUAAUGGAAAAUCAUUGUAUUAUAUUCAGUCCAAAUGGCUCGUAUUGCCUUUAUGAAUUAGACGAUGAUGGACAGUGGAAAAAAAUUACUAUGGUAAACUGUAAUCAUUGGCUCAUUGGGUUGAUAGCUGCAGAAAUUGAUGAAAAUAUCCGUAACGUACUAACACUAAGUGAUCAAGGAAACUUCAUGUGUACAAGCUUAAAAAGCACUUUUAAUCGUAUUAGACGGAUUAAUAAAGUAAAUACUCCAGGUAUAGUUGAAAAUUUUAAAACGAAAGGGAUUGGUUUUGAUGAUGGACUAGAAUCUCAAAAACGUUUGACUUGGUUAAUGAUUAAUAAACAAGAUGAAUUAAACGCAAGUAAAGUUACAUAUGGUUGCCAAAAAAAUAACAUAAUUGAAGAUUUUGAAAAAAUAAAAACUAAAUUUUUACAAUUAUUCGAAACGAAUAUCAAUGGACCGGAAUACAUGCAAAUAAAUAUUGAAGAAUUCGAUUUGAAUGUAAAUUAUACACAAAAUGUCAGAGCGAAAUGUAAGCUUGAACGUCAAGAAUACGAAGAAAAAAAUAUUAGUGACAUAGAAAAUUUUAAAACAGAAACUGCAAAUAUUAUAAAGGAAAAAUGGGAAACUUUAUUUAUCAAACCAAAAUCCAUAUAUUGUUUAAAAAAUAUAUAUAAAGUAGACAACUAUCCAAUAAGUAUACUAGACCAAAAAAUCACCGAAAAGGCAAAUAAAAUCAUAGAAGAAAGAAUAUUUGUCAGAGAUAUGUCAGAACAAAUAUCCAUGGAAGCUUUAUUUUUCAAAGAUCAUUUUGAGAUAUUGGAUGUUGAAUCGAAUUCGGAACUAAAUUAUAAACAAAAUAAUGAUUUAUCAAUGAUGGGUUCAAUGAGUUACAAGUUUAUUGAUACUAUCGACACUUUAAAUUCUCAAUACAAUUAUUAUAAAUUAGACAUGGCUGAAGAUGAAAUAAUUUUACUUCAACUCAUGGUUAACAAAUUAAAACAUAAGUUUAAUCAACUAUUUGAUGACUUGUUUAUUGAAAAACAACGACAAUUGGAUAAUUUGAAGGAAUAUCAGGAUAGAUUAAGUGUAAUUGAAACUGAAUUGAUGAUGGCAUGCAAAGUUGAAUCUUCUGGACCUUUACCGGUGAAUUAUAAAUGGAAUAAAUAUGAACAAACCGAAACACUGUUAUACAUCAAUGACAAUGAAGUUCCGGUUGAACCGUUUCAUCAUACCAAUAACAAAAUGUCAACUAAUGAAGAAAAAAACAGUAAGUUGUUAACGUUGGAUGACUUUAAACAUAGGGCAUUGAUGAUUAUGAUGGAUGGUGUGCUGGAAAAAAGAUGGGAAGAUGAGUUAAAAAAAGAUGUGCCUAAACCUCAAUGCAUGGUAUUGAAUAAAAGUCCUGAGGAAUUUACAGCUGAAGAUUUUAAGGCAAUAGAUGUGUAUGAAAAACUAACUUUGACUCUGAAUGACGAAAGAAUAAAAUACAAAAAUAUUCUUGAAGAAGAAAAGAUUAAAAUCUACCAUCACAUCGAACAGAUUAUUAUUGAAUUUGAUAACAAUGUAAUUAUGCUGUUUCAAAUGAGGUUGAAGUAUAAUUCAGCUAUCGACCAGGAGCAUUUAAAAAUGCUUAGGCUUUCAAAAAUGUUAAGUUAUAGUGAUCAACGAAAACAGCAAAUUAAAGGAUACAAUGAAGUCAUGUUGAAGUUAAGAGAACACAUCGUGGAGAUUGAAGAAAUUAUUGCGAAAACGAAUAAAAAAGUAGCAAUAUCCGAGCCAAAUUCUUUAUUUAAUAUUAUAGAAGCAUUGAAUCAUAAAAACAACAAUCUUAAUAAACGUUUUAAAUCCGAGUUUCCAUCCAAGCUCAAAUACGAACAAGCAUUAAUCGCCUACAAUCGAAGACCUAAAAUGCAUGGCAAUAAAAAUUACUCGUCAUUACUCGGUUACCAGUUUGUCCACACAAUAAUGAAUCCAACAUAUGAUAAUCUACGUAUUUUGACCCCAGAGUUCGUUAAAUACUUAGAUACACUUACUGUGUAUGACGAUUAUAAAUAUGUAGAACAUUUUAAGCUGAAUAUGAACAGAGAAACUUGGUCUAAGGUUUGCAGUUUUAGACGUAUGAAAAUUGAAACUGAAUUUAAUAUCAGUACUUGUCAAAAAGAUGCAACAGACAACGGCUAUUUAUUAGAAAGCUUGAAGUACAAUAAGGAAAAUAAGGAAGCUAUGAUUGAAAAAUUAAAGAUAUCUAUAGUUAGACUGGAACAUCAAGAUCUAUAUUAUGAAGAAAAUCCUGAGGUUCAAUUAGUAGUAAAACAGAGAAACGUUGAAACUGUUCUAACAGGAAACUUCAGCGAUUUCGAAAAUACAUCACUUAUUUCCAAAAAUGCUAUAGAUGAAGUGAACGCUGAAAUUAAAGAAAUGGGUAAUAUUAAAAUUGAUGCUGUAUCUAACUUACUUAGAUUCAAAUGUAGACAUCGGUUAUUAGAAUGGGAAUACGAGUUACUAAAAAAUCACAAAACUCAAUUGUAUACAUUUCGUUUUGAUUUUAUAACAUCAAUGAAAAUAACAGAAAAUAUGUUGUACUAUUUCAAGUUCAAGAUAAAAGGAAUUAAUAUUACUGAACAAGCUAAACAAAAGUUAGACAAAGAAAUAUCUGCUAUCAAAUUUACUUAUUCAAAGUCAAAAGAAAUUCUAAACCUAAAAUUAACUGAACUAUAUAAAAUAGCAAGUAGAACUAAAAAAAGAAAUAAAGAGGCUGACGAAGACAUUGACCAAAUGAAGUGGGAAUUAAACGAAUUAAAAUGCCAUAUAAACUUCAGUUUGAAUGAUAAACUAAAACAUCAUAGUGGUGAAAAAAUAACAAAUAUAAUGGCAUUUGCCAAAAUCAAUACAAAAGUUCUAAAAUUAAACAAAGAAAUUUCAGAAUUGGAGAAUGAAUUGGAAUUUCUCAGAGAAUCUCCAACUAGAUAA
Myzus persicae (green peach aphid) is the source of this 3054-nucleotide messenger RNA. RefSeq names its product cilia- and flagella-associated protein 43-like. The record is from RefSeq and is a predicted model, not a curated record. NCBI's taxonomy places the organism in Eukaryota, Metazoa, Arthropoda, Insecta, Hemiptera, Aphididae. The transcript has 16 exons. The coding region runs from base 1 to 3054 and encodes 1017 amino acids. Gene Ontology annotation, cellular component: axoneme. Gene Ontology annotation, biological process: cilium assembly.